Medicago truncatula (barrel medic) is the source of this 3043-nucleotide messenger RNA. RefSeq names its product serine/threonine-protein kinase EDR1. The record is from RefSeq and is a predicted model, not a curated record. Gene Ontology annotation, molecular function: protein kinase activity; ATP binding. The transcript is spliced from 17 exons. The coding region runs from base 407 to 2848 and encodes 813 amino acids. Gene Ontology annotation, biological process: signal transduction; protein phosphorylation. NCBI's taxonomy places the organism in Eukaryota, Viridiplantae, Streptophyta, Magnoliopsida, Fabales, Fabaceae. Gene Ontology annotation, cellular component: cytoplasm.
CUGGCUGUCGGGGAGAGGUCCCUAGAUCAAGAUCCCACUGCGCACGUGACCUAACCCACUCACUCACUCCCUUCAAAACGCACAUCGCUUUCUCUCUUCAUUCUUUCCUUCAUUCAUUCCACAAAACCCAACACACAAACAAACUCUCUCUCUCUCUCUCUCUCUCUCUUCCACGGUGGUUUCUAUUCAGAUUCAAACGGUUUUUGACGCGAACUCAGAUUCCGACUCAAAUGCUUUGAUCUACUACCGCACCACGGUUACAUGGCCUCCAGCCUGAAACAGUUGGGUCUACUAAAGCAUAUAUUUUUCAAUAAUUUGUACAUUAAGAACUUCCUUUAGUUUGAAUAUGUUUCUUAUGGGUUGACAAGCGUGGCGAAAUGGUUUGUCAUUCCAAAUAUAUAAGAACAUGGAGGAGACACGAGAAGAUGCAGGGUCGACAGAGCAAGGGCCAUCAAAUGCUAACAUAUCAUGGUGGCCUUCGGAUUUUGUUGAAAAAUUUGGAUCUGUCGCUUUAGAUUCUCAAGACCAGACAGUAAAUAAUAACGAAUCUCCUAGACACUCUGACAAAGAUGUUUUGUCGCCUCUGAGAGCAUCACAAAUUCUCUGGCGCACUGGAAUGCUUUCAGAACCAAUACCAAAUGGUUUUUAUUCACUCAUUCCGGAGACAAGACUCAAGGAGCUUUUUGAUAGUAUUCCUAGCUUGGAUGAACUUCAUGCUUUGGGUGGAGAGGGUUAUAGGGCUGAUAUCAUUCUCGUGGAUGUAGAGAAAGAUAAAAAGCUAUCCAUGUUGAAGCAACUGAUUGUGGCAUUAGUUAAAGGAUUAAAUUCAAAUCCAGCUGCAAUAAUUAAGAAGAUAGCUGGAUUGGUUUCUGAUUUUUAUAAGCGACCCAGUGUGGAAAGUCCAGCAAAAGCUGCGUUUGAUGAAACCUCUCAUAUUCUUGAGAAUCGUGGUGUUCAGAUGCUGGGGCAAAUAAAGCACGGUUCAUGUCGUCCUCGAGCUAUCUUAUUUAAAGUAUUAGCUGAUACUGUGGGUCUUGAAAGCAGGCUCAUGGUGGGCUUGCCCAAUGACGGGGCUGUCGAAUGUGUAGAUUCAUACAAGCAUAUGUCUGUGAUAGUUGAAUUAAAUUCAGUGGAAAUGCUGGUUGACCUUAUGAGAUUUCCGGGUCAAUUGUUACCAAAAUCAACCAAGGCAGUUUUUAUGAGUCAUAUAUCCGCAGCAGGAGAAAGUGAUUCAGCAGAAAAUGAUUCUUGUGAUUCGCCAUUAGAACCAAACAGUCCUCUGUUUGGAGUUUCAGAGAGUGCUGAGAAAGAGGAAAGCCUUCAGUUCAAUAGAAGAUCUGAAGUGUCUUCAAAUGUAACAAGCCUUUCCCUGAGAAAUAUGAUGUUACGAUCAAAUAGCAGUUUGAGUUUGUCUCAUAGUGAACCCAAUAUUGCAACUGCAUUUGGUCGCCGUAGUCGGAGAAAGGCCAUUGCUGAACAGAGGACUGCUAGUUCAAGUCCAGAACACCCAUCAUUUCGAGCACGUGCACGGUCCAUGCUUAGUGGUGAUAGGACAGAAUUUAGAGAUUUUGCUGAUGACCAGGCUACAUCAAGAUCCAGCUAUAGAUCAGAUGGUGCAUCCUCAUCAGAAGCUCGUAGGAUACGACGAAGAAGCAUCAGCAUUACGCCAGAGAUUGGGGAUGAUAUCGUAAGGGCUGUACGUGCAAUGAAUGAAACACUAAAGCAAAAUCGUCUUAUAAGAGAACGAGGGGAUGAUAACUCAUUCUCCCAUUAUCCGAGCAAUAGAAGUAGUGAUGCAGAUCUUCAUAAAAAUGCGUCAAAUUUCCAUCUUGAUGGUCAUGAUGAAAGGUCCACCUUAUAUUCUUUUCAGCGUGACCAAGUAACAUCACAAAAGGCAAUGUCAUUACCAUCUUCACCACAUGACUAUAGAAGUCAAGCUUCUGAGAGAAGCGAGCUAUCAAGAUACGGAGUUAAUGAUGAAAUGGAGUCGACCUGGAAUAAAGUACUUGAAUCUCAAAUGUUCAAUGGCAAACCUUUAUUGGCAUAUGAAGCAUGGAAUAUUGACUUCUCAGAAUUAACUGUUGGAACUCGUGUCGGGAUCGGCUUCUUUGGAGAAGUCUUCCGUGGCAUAUGGAAUGGCACAGAUGUUGCAAUCAAGGUUUUUCUAGAGCAAGAUUUAACCGCUGAAAACAUGGAAGAUUUCUGCAAUGAAAUAUCUAUUCUGAGCCGACUCCGACAUCCUAAUGUCAUCUUAUUUCUUGGUGCAUGCACAAAGCCUCCACGUUUAUCUAUGGUCACAGAAUAUAUGGAGAUGGGAUCAUUGUAUUACCUGAUACAUUUGAGCGGUCAGAAGAAAAGGCUCAGUUGGCGGAGACGACUAAAGAUGUUGCGUGACAUAUGCAGGGGUUUGAUGUGCAUACACCGUAUGAAGAUUGUUCACCGUGAUUUGAAAAGUGCAAAUUGUCUAGUGAACAAGCAUUGGACUGUGAAAAUCUGUGAUUUUGGGCUUUCAAGAAUAAUGUUAGAUCCUCCAAUCAGAGAUUCUUCGUCAGCUGGAACUCCAGAAUGGAUGGCUCCUGAACUCAUCCGAAAUGAACCAUUCGAUGAAAAAUGUGAUAUCUUUAGCCUUGGGGUGAUAAUGUGGGAGCUGUGCACCUUGAACAGACCAUGGGAAGGCGUACCACCUGAGAGGGUGGUUUAUUCUGUUGCUCAUGAGGGUUCCAGAAUGGAGAUUCCUGAAGGCCCACUAGGCAGGCUAAUUUCAGAUUGUUGGGCAGACGCACAUGAACGGCCAAGUUGUGAUGAGAUUCUCUCUCGUUUGGUGGACAUGGAGUAUUCAUUGUGUUGACACAAUCUUCUAUCUUUUGUACAUAGAAAACUUCGGGUAGAGUUGUUACAUUCUGUAAUCUAUCGGCUGAAAUUGUGGACUACUGUAAAUUUUGUUCUCAGAACAUUUCAAAAUAUAAAUUAAUGAUGCUCUUCUUGUCUUACCCGUGUUGCAAAUUUUUCACUAUUUGAGGCAAUGAAAUAAGGAUGAAUCCAA